UAGACCGAUGAUAAGUAGAGAUGUUAUUAAAAAAGGAUAUUGAAACCCGGAUAUCAAACAUGAACAGAAUAAUUUCAAAAUCAUUUGAAACCCAGAAGCAUAAGAAGCGCUCAAAAAACAUCUUCGGCGACCCCUUUUUACCCCAAAACCAAACCAACAAGUAGCGACUCUGAGUAAUAUAUAAUUGAAUUUCCUUUAUAUUGUUUUGGGGGUUUUAAAAUCGAACUUUGGGGUUGAUUUGAAUCGAAAACUGUAAUGUCCGCAUCUACCGUCUCGAUCACCGCCAACCCAGCGGCGGUGACGCCUCGCCGGCGUUCCGUCGUCGCCGAUAAGAGAUCGAACAUUGAAGCUUUGGUUGCUGAUCCAAAUGCUACUGGGGUUAACCUUGUGGAAGACAAAGCCGCCGCUGCUGCCGUUGGUACUGCCGGUUACAGAAGAGAUCUGAGCCACGAUUCGGGUCGUGCGGAGCCGUCAAAGGACUCGUUGCAAGGGAAAAGGGUUGUCGUGGGUCAAAAUUCGAACGGCCCGCUGCGACGAUCGCGGAAAGGAGCGGUUAACAAGGCCGAGAAACCUCGGUGGUCGACUGCGGUUAGCAUUUUUGCUAAGAAUUUAGCACUUUUGCUUGUUUUGGUUGGAUUAGCUCAGAUUAUUAGGAGAUUGGCUUUGAAAUCUGGGGAUGUUAGUAGCGUUGGGACACAUACGGGAUUAACUGAAUUUGAGGGUAGGGUUGCUGAGGUUGAGAGUUUUUUGAAGACCACGGCUAAGAUGAUUCAGGUUCAGGUAGAGGUUGUUGAUAGGAAAAUUGAAAACGAAAUUGGUGGGUUAAGGAAGGAAUUGAAUGAGAGAAUUGUGGAUCAAACUGUGGUAUUGGAGAAUUCAUUGAAAAAAUUGGAAGAAAAGAAUGAGGAAUUAGAUAAGUCCUUGAGUGAAUUGAAGAGUGCGAAUUUGUUGACAAAGGAAGAGUUUGGAAGGAUGUACGAACAAAUGUUAAAAGAGAAGGGUCAAAAUGGUGAGUCUGAGAAUGCAGUGAGUUUAAGCGAUCUAGGAGCCUAUGCGAGAGAGAUUGUGAAGAAUGAGAUUGAGAAGCAUGCCUCGGAUGGGCUCGGCAGGGUUGAUUAUGCUCUCUCUUCAGGUGGGGGAAAGGUUGUUCGGCAUUCAGAGCCCUUUCUUGCUGGAAAGGGAAUCAAUUGGUUUCUGAAAACUAGCCGAAAUGGAGUUCAUCAGGAUGCAGACAAGAUGUUGAAGCCAAGUUUUGGAGAGCCAGGGCAGUGCUUUCCAUUGAAAGGAAGCAAUGGGUUUGUUCAGAUUAAGCUGCGCACCGCUAUUAUCCCUGAGGCUAUUACUUUGGAACAUGUUGCCAAGGCGAUUUUCAACUUAAGAUAUUAGGUAUCUGUUGCUUGAAGAACAGAAAGGACCCUUUGGUAGAUGGCUGAAAAAUGCGAAAAGGGGUUUCGUUUUGGCCUUCCAUUUUAACUUACAACAUCUUGAAGUGCCAUUAUUUGUUGUUAAUCUGUCUUGUUUUGCCUAUCUUGACUAAACCAACCAGUGAUGGAUUGCCAAAGUUGAAAUUUACCAUUGUCACUUGAUUAAUGAAUAAAAGAAUCAUUCUUGGUUGAGCUUCCCACCUUUCAUUUAUGAUGUCAGAAUUAGGAUAGCUCACCGCUGUUUGUAUGAAUAUACAUGCCUUUGUUUCUUGCAGCCUUGCCCUUUUCAUAAUUUUAAGAUAAUAGCAAAAGAAUUUAAUAUUAUGGAAAAUGUUGAAACACCAGGCAGAACAAGCUAAUAUAACAAUGGCAAUUUACUGAAAAAUAACCAAGUAUAUAGCUAGAAAUAAUGUGGAAAAAUAAGAGCACAAGGAUUUAUGUGUUUUGGCUUUAAGCGUAAUUUGGUAGGGGCAAUGAGAAAUUUUUACUAUGAUUGUAGCAAGAUGAAAAAAAAAAAAAAAUAGUUUUGUGCCCAAAACUCU
This is a messenger RNA of Gossypium arboreum, 1966 nucleotides long. Its product is annotated as SUN domain-containing protein 2-like. The transcript is spliced from 2 exons. The record is from RefSeq and is a predicted model, not a curated record. Gene Ontology annotation, molecular function: protein-membrane adaptor activity. The coding region runs from base 256 to 1386 and encodes 376 amino acids. NCBI's taxonomy places the organism in Eukaryota, Viridiplantae, Streptophyta, Magnoliopsida, Malvales, Malvaceae. Gene Ontology annotation, biological process: nuclear envelope organization. Gene Ontology annotation, cellular component: nuclear envelope.